UCAAACUCAAAUGGGUGUAAGAAUCGGACUGAAAUCGGACGGGACGGUCAUGCAACCCUACUCGACUUCUCAAGAUUGUACCUCGAACACUGUGGAGGAAUCCACCCGGACCGGUACCAUGUCAGUCCACACCUCAUCCUGACUACUAUCCAUUCCCAUCGAUCAUUUUUCUUACUCCGGUAUUUGCAUAGUGAUGAUGGCCGGGUCAAGCAUCCCUUACCCGCCGCAGCCGGUGGCUACGGCGCCGGUGGUCGGCCCCCAAUUCGUCGUUCCGUACACGGUGGAUCUGGCUGUGGUUAGGGAGGUUCUGACCCUUCAAGAAGGCAAAUUCAAAGUGGUCGACGUGAACGAGAACGUUAUGUUCAAGGUCAAAAGCAAGCUCCUCAGCCUUCGCGAUCGCCGGAUCUUGCUCGACGCCGCCGGUAAUCCCAUCGUCACUUUCCAACAAAAGAUAUUCUCUGCACACAGAAGAUGGCAAGCGUUCAGGGGAGAAAGCACAGACCCAAAGGAUAUGUUGUUCAGCGUGAAGAAGUCUUCUCUGGUGCAGCUGAAGACAAAGCUGGACGUGUUCUUAGCGGCCAACACUAAAGAAGAUGAUUGUGACUUCCACAUGGAGGGGAGCUGGCUUGAAAGAUCGUGCACUAUAUAUGCAUCAGCAGGAGGAGGAGGAGGGGGAGGGGGUUCGUCGUCCUCAGCCAUUGUUGCCCAGAUGCACAAGAAACACACAGCCGGGAGCGUACUGGUUGGGAAAGACCACUUUUGGGUGACGGUCUAUCCUAAUGUUGAUUAUGCAUUCAUCGUUGCCCUUGUUGUCAUUCUUGAGGAGAUCAACAGGGACAGGUCCGGCGAGGACUAAUCCACAUUAACCAAGAGUCCUCUCCAACUCCAAGAAGGGAAGGAAUGACAUGGCUAUAUAUGCGCCGCCCCUCCCAACCUUAAUACAACAUUCCUCUGUACCUCAAUAACCUGAAAUUGAAUUGGUAGCAGACUAUUCUUACCAGUUCAGUCCUAUAAGUUAGAAGACUGCUCUUUAAUGCCAUUUGUGAGUGCAUUUUUUAUGGCCAUGGUUUACCAUCUUAUGUGAUAUAGUAUGCACUUUGGUACUUCUAAUUCAUUUGGCAUUUGCCUUAUGCUUUGUGUAGAGUUGGAAUUCACUUGGGAUUCGUCUUCUUCCUCUCCUUUUGAAGCGCAACUAUAUUUUUCUUUUAUUCAUCGUAUCGAACCUUGUCAUCUCCUUCGGGAACAUGGUGGGCGGUGUGGCUGCCUGGAACUCGUCAUCUAUGCGCCGACAAAGCUCGGCAUUGGUUGGCUAUGAACAGGUACGCUGCAGAAGGUUUAGAACUUAACGGAGGGCAGAAAAAACACGUGGCAAGAAUUUCUAGCCAAGAAAUCAAUUUGCCAGGG
This is a messenger RNA of Cuscuta campestris, 1404 nucleotides long. The record is from the annotation of a GenBank genome assembly. NCBI's taxonomy places the organism in Eukaryota, Viridiplantae, Streptophyta, Magnoliopsida, Solanales, Convolvulaceae.